This is a messenger RNA of Oppia nitens, 2343 nucleotides long. RefSeq names its product trifunctional enzyme subunit alpha, mitochondrial-like. The coding region runs from base 25 to 2343 and encodes 772 amino acids. The record is from RefSeq and is a predicted model, not a curated record. Gene Ontology annotation, biological process: fatty acid beta-oxidation. The transcript has 8 exons. NCBI's taxonomy places the organism in Eukaryota, Metazoa, Arthropoda, Arachnida, Sarcoptiformes, Oppiidae. Gene Ontology annotation, cellular component: mitochondrial fatty acid beta-oxidation multienzyme complex; mitochondrion. Gene Ontology annotation, molecular function: long-chain (3S)-3-hydroxyacyl-CoA dehydrogenase (NAD+) activity; enoyl-CoA hydratase activity; NAD+ binding.
AAAAGAUUUAUUAUAAAACAACAAAUGUCUUCAAAACUGUCCGAAGAAAACCCAUUGCUUUACACGAGUCUGGGUUUGUUAUCGCAAACGUCGGCCAAUAGUUCACUGUUGGUCAACAACUUUCUCGACUACAAUCGCUGGUCAAACGUUCAAUCGAUAUCCACUAGUCAUCGCAAACACGUGAAAUACGAGAUAAAGGACGGAAUAGGUGUUGUCAAGAUUGACUCACCGAAUGCACGGGUCAACAGUCUGUCGCAAGAAAUGAUAGACAACAUUGAAUCCACUUUAUAUGAGGCAAUGGCGUCCAGUGUUGACGGCAUUGUCAUUAUAUCUGCAAAGACGGACUGUUUCUUAGCCGGUGCUGACAUAAAAAUGUUGGAAAAUUGCAAAUCUGCUCAAGAGUUUGAGGAACUGUCAAGAAAUGAAAAUCGAUUUCUCAACGAUCUGGCAAAUAGUCCGAAACCAAUAGUAGCGGCGAUUAUGGGUACAUGUCUUGGCGGUGGUCUUGAAUUGGUUCUCGCAAUACAAUACAGAAUUGCUGUCAACGACAAGAAAACAAAUUUCGGAUUACCUGAAGUAAUGUUAGGUAUAAUACCCGGCACUGGCGGUACUCAACGUUUGCCACAAUUGAUCAAUCUUACCGAAUCACUUAGUAUGAUGUUAACGGGUAAAAUGGUUAAAGCAGACAACGCCUACAAAUUAGGUCUCGUUGACCAACUUGUUAUGCCAUUAAGUUCGGGUCUUGAAGUGAAAACGUUAGAGUACUUGGAAGAAGUGGCCAUCGAAACAGCGAAACAAUUAGCCAGCGGUAAACUUAAGAUUAAUAGAAAACGACCGCUGAAUGAAAGAAUACUUCGUAAAGCAAUUGGCAUAAAAUUUAUUCGUAACAAAAUUUUUGAUAAGGCCAGAGGUCGGGUCAUGAAACUGACUAAUGGUUUAUAUCCAGCGCCACUGAAGAUAUUAGAAGUGGUUAAGACUGGUCUAGAAAAAGGUCAACCCUAUGGAACUGAAGCUGAAAUUAAAGGUAUCGGAGAACUAAGUCAAACGACACACUCGAAAGCAUUUUUCGGUUUAUUUCACGGACAGACACUUUGCAAGAAAAAUAAAUUUGGAAAACCUGCUAAAGAGCCGAAAACAGUGGCCAUAUUAGGAGCUGGUUUGAUAGGGGCCGGUAUAGCACUGGUAUCUAUUGUUAAAGAUUAUCAAACUAUUUUGAAAGACAUUUCAAUUACGGGAUUAAGUCGAGGAGAGAAUCAGAUUAAGAGUGGUUUGAACACAAAAGUGAAGAAAAAGAGACUGACGGCGAAUGAACGUGACGUCUAUAUGUCUAAUCUAAUGACAACAUUAGACUAUAAAAACUUUGAAAAUGUUGAUCUCGUAAUUGAAGCCGUUUUUGAAGAUCUGAAAAUAAAACAGAAAGUACUACAAGAAGUUGAACAAUACAUACGCGAUGAUUGUAUUUUUGCCAUCAAUACAAUAGUUAUACCAAUCGGUAAAAUUGCUGCGAUUAGCAAACGACCCGAAAAUGUCAUUGGAAUGCAUUACUUCUCUCCCGUCCAUAGAAUGCAAUUACUUGAGAUUAUUAUCACCGAUAAGACAUCCAAAGAGGCGUCGGCUGCAGCCGUAGCUGUUGGGCUUAAACAGGGAAAGGUUGCAAUUGUUGUCAAAGAUGGACCAGGAUUUUACUCAACAAGAUGUUUGGCACCCGUCAUGUGUGAAGUAAUAAGACUGAUGCAGGAAGGCGUCACACCUAAACAAUUGGAUCUAUUGACUCGUGCUUAUGGUUUUCCAGUGGGUGCGGCAACUCUUGUUGAUGAAGUUGGUAUAGAUGUGGCCGCAUAUGUUGCCGAAGAUCUGUGGAAAGUGUUUGCCAAACGAUUUGCCGGUUCAAACAUUGAAGUAUUAAGAGAAAUGGUUGCCUCGGGUUUUACAGGACAAAAAGUAGGAAAGGGAUUCUAUGUGUACACACCGGGCGUUAAGAAAAAAAAGAUGAAUAAAAAAGCUUUAGAAAUAUUAAAGAAAUAUUACAUUUCGCCGAAACACAAAUGUACUCAAGAGGAAUACCAGAUGAGAAUUGUUGUCAGAUUUGUCAACGAAGCAGUUCUCUGUCUACAGGAAGGCAUAAUCGAUAAUCCGCUUGAAGGAGAUAUCGGAGCCGUUUUUGGUUUAGGUUUCCCCCCGUUUCUGGGCGGACCCUUCCGUUAUACCGAUACAUACGGAGCCGGAAAAAUAGUUGAUUGGCUCAAAAAGUUUACCGAUGACUACGGACCACAAUUCAAGCCGUGCCAACUGCUUAUCGAUCACUCAACUGAUCCGUCAAAGAAGUUUCAUAUAUAUAAAUGA